Messenger RNA from Vavraia culicis subsp. floridensis, 601 nucleotides. RefSeq lists its product as uncharacterized. The coding region runs from base 1 to 438 and encodes 145 amino acids. The record is from RefSeq and is a predicted model, not a curated record. Gene Ontology annotation, molecular function: catalytic activity. The transcript has a single exon. NCBI's taxonomy places the organism in Eukaryota, Fungi, Microsporidia, Pleistophoridae.
AUGACGUUUGAAACUGCCCGUUACUACAUGAGCGAGGCUAUCAGCGAGGCAAAGAAAGCUCUGCUGGUCGACGAAGUACCUGUGGGCUGCAUAUUCAUGAGAGAUAAUAAAAUCGUAAGCAGAUCUCAUAAUUUGACAAAUAAACUCAACGAUCCGCUUGCACAUGCAGAAAUCGUGGGUAUAAGAUCGGCUGAUUGCACGAAUUGCGAUGUGUACUUGACAUGUGAACCGUGCUUAAUGUGUUUUGGCGUGUUGAAACGGCUGAACUGCAAAAUUUAUUUCGGAUGCUUUAAUCCUACCUUUGGAUGCAGUCUGGUUGAAACAAAUGACAACAUUUUUCUUGAUAACAAAGAAUGUGUUGAUUUGCUGAGGCAGUUCUAUAAAAAUGAGAAUUACAAUGCUCCGAUAGAAAAAAGAAAGAUUAAGACGAAAAGGUAGCAAUAUAUGGUGGUGUAAGCUUUAUUCAUUACAUAUAUUGUUCAUAAAAUUGCAUACUAAAGACCAAAAUACGUUUCUUUUGUCUUUGGUACCGUGUUUUAACAUCUAUGGCCGGAUGUACGUGAAUCAGCACAGAAUGCGGUUCAGAGCAGCAGUGCACGGC